ACAGGCGCAGAGUCGAGCGAGCUGGAGAGCGGCGGGCUGCUGCACGAGAUUUUCACGUCGCCGAUCAACCUGCUGUUGCUUAGCCUCUGCAUCUUCCUGCUCUACAAGAUCGUGCGCGGGGAUCAGCCGGGGGCCAGCGGCGACAGCGACGACGAUGAGCCGCCCCCACUGCCCCGCCUCAAGCGGCGUGACUUCACCCCCGCCGAGCUGCGGCGUUUCGACGGCGUCCAGGACCCCCGCAUACUCAUGGCCAUCAAUGGCAAGGUGUUCGACGUGACCAAAGGCCGCAAGUUCUACGGGCCCGAGGGACCAUAUGGAGUCUUUGCCGGAAGAGAUGCAUCCAGGGGCCUUGCCACAUUUUGCCUGGAUAAGGAAGCACUGAAGGAUGAGUAUGAUGACCUCUCUGACCUCACGCCUUCCCAGCAGGAGUCUCUGAAUGACUGGGAUUCUCAGUUCACUUUCAAGUAUCAUCACGUGGGCAAGCUGCUGAAAGAGGGGGAGGAACCUACUGUAUACUCUGAUGAGGAUGAACCAAAAGAUGAGAAUGCUCGGAAAAAUGAUUAAAGCAUUCAGUGGAAGCAUAUCUAUUUUUGUAUUUUCAGAACCAUUUGUAACAUUCCAGUCUGUCUUUAAAACAUAGU
Molecule: messenger RNA, 641 nt
Organism: Fukomys damarensis (Damara mole-rat)
Lineage: Eukaryota; Metazoa; Chordata; Mammalia; Rodentia; Bathyergidae
Gene: Pgrmc1
Product: progesterone receptor membrane component 1
Exons: 3
Cellular component (GO): endomembrane system; membrane
Source: RefSeq, a predicted model, not a curated record